AUGCCGCACAUCGUGGAAUCUCCUGCCAUGCCCACCGUCGUCGACAAAACCCAGUCCGCCGUUCCCCCGACUGUGGAAGAGAUCGGCUCUCUUCUCAACACCAUCUUUUCUGCCGAUACCUCGCAGCAGUCCCUCGAUGCCUCCUAUGCCUUGACUAACCUUCUCAUCCAGAGCGUCGGCUGCGCCGGUCUGCUCAACUACAAUGUCAUCGCUGAAGCGAAAAAGGCUGCGGCCGAUAAGAAGAAUGGAGCCAAGCGGGAAAGUGCCAUGUUGAUCAUUGGCGCUUUGUUCGAGCGAUUCCCGCGCGAGCACCCCUUGAGCGAAGUCGUCUUCCUGCUGCACGAUGGUGGUGUGCUCAAUGUCGCUCUGGAUGCCCUGGCAGACAAGGGCACUGUGGUGCGCGAUUCGGCCCAGUACGCUAUUGAUGCUCUGUUCGCUUCGCUCAGCCCCGAGGCGAUGGUCAACGCGCUCUUGCCGGCUUUGCAGCGGUACCUUGGCAAGGGAUCUGGCAAGUGGCAGGGCUUUGUUGGCGCCUAUAAACUGCUUGAAAAGAUGGCCGUCAAUGCGCAAAUUGGUAAUGGAUCUAAGGAGGAGGAACUGCAGAAGGAUCUGCUACGCGAGGCUAUGGGCAAGACUCUCAAGGAGCUCAUUCCCAUUGUCGAGUCCGGCAUGCAUGACUUGAAGCCCGAAGUCGCCAAGCAGUCCAUCAAGACGAUGACUGCCUUGACCACUCUUCUCUCAAACGACGACGUUGCUCCUCGUAUCCCGCUACUCAUCAAGACUAUGGAGCAGCCUUCCGAGAAGACCCUGGAAAAUGCGAUCCACGCUCUCUCCCAGACAACCUUCGUCGCGAUUGUUACCUCUCCCGUACUGGCGCUUCUGACUCCUCUGCUUGAACGGUCCCUGAACUCCCCCCGGACCCCGCAGGAAACCCUUCGACAAACCGUCGUUGUGGUGGAGAACUUGACCAAGCUGGUUCAUGAUCCGGCAGAGGCGCGGACUUUCCUCCCCAAGCUUCAACCCGGUGUGAAGGCUGUCAAGGACCGUGCCUCGCUGCCCGAGGUCCGGGAACUGGCCACGCGUGCUCUCGAUGUCAUCGAGAAGGCCAUGGGCGACCACGAGGUUGCCUCUGGUUCGAUCGUCAAGACCACUCCUGAAGACGUUCUCGCCGUGUUGAACCCAAAGAUCCAAGAGCAUGGCGGUCUGCGCGGCUUCGGCGAUGCCAAGUUCCACGACCUGGUCAAGUCUUUCAUCGCGGGUAUGGUUCGGGAAGAUGUCAACUGCCGCAUGCACAACCGCAUCCCCGCUUGCAUUGGUCCAUAUCUUCGCGGCCUGGUCGCCGAUGACCAGUCAGACGCGCUUGCUGAGGCCGUACAAACGCACUUUGUUGAAGAAGAUCACCGCAAAUUUGGCAAGCCUGUUCAGGACGAUCCCAAUGCGGUCGAAAUCGUCAACGCCGACUUCUCCCUUGCCUACGGAGGCAUGCUGCUGCUUUCUCACACAAACCUACGCUUGCUGAAAGGCCAUCGCUACGGUCUCUGUGGCCGCAACGGUUGCGGAAAGUCGACGCUGAUGCGCAGUAUCGCCAAUGAAAAGCUGGAAGGUUUCCCGCCACAAGACGAAGUGCGCACUUGCUUUGUCGAGCAUAAUCAGGGCGAGGAUGCCGAUCUCAGCAUCCUCGAAUACGUUUCCAAAGAUCCCAAAAUUUCCGACCAGGGCAAGGAACACAUCAGCGAAGUCCUGCUGGAAUUCGGAUUCACUGAUGGACCCGAAGGACGUCAGUCUCAGCCGGUUGGCUCGCUGUCCGGUGGAUGGAAGAUGAAGCUGGCUUUGGCCCGCGCGAUGCUCAUGAAGGCGGACGUGCUCCUGCUGGACGAACCGACUAACCAUCUCGAUGUGGCGAACGUUAGGUGGCUGCAGGACUACCUCAAGCAACAUACCGACAUCACCAGUCUGAUUGUCAGUCACGAUUCUGGUUUCUUGGAUGAGGUCUGCACCGACAUCUACCACUACGAGGGAAAGAAGCUCGUCAACUACGUGGGCAACCUUGCCGACUUCGUCAAGGUCAAGCCUGAGGCCAGUAGUUACUACACUCUGUCGUCAUCCAACGUGCAGUUCAAGUUUCCUCCUCCAGGCAUCUUGGCUGGUAUCAAGUCUCAGACUCGCUCCAUUCUCCGGAUGACCAACUGCUCGUACACUUACCCGGGUGCCCCCCGUCCGUCUCUUAGUGAGGCCUCGCUGUCGCUGACGCUGUCCUCCCGUGUGGCCAUUAUCGGCGGUAACGGUGCAGGCAAAUCGACUUUCAUCAAAAUGCUGACGGGCGAAACGAUCCCUCAGAGUGGCAAGGUUGAGAAACAUCCCAAUCUUCGUAUUGGAUACAUCAAGCAGCACGCUCUUGAGCACGUCGAGAUGCACUUGGAGAAGACCCCAAGCCAGUAUCUCCAGUGGCGAUAUGCCAACGGGGAUGAUCGCGAGGUGUUCCUGAAGCAAACGCGUAUCCUAACUGAUGCCGACAAGGCUCAACUGGAGACGCCUAUUGAUCUGGGUGAUGGUCGUGGACCCCGUCGCAUUGAGGCGUUGAUCGGUCGCCAAAAGUGGAAGAAAUCCUUCCAGUACGAAGUGAAAUGGAUUGGGCUGCUUCCCAAACACAACACCAUGAUUUCCCGCGAGACGCUCUUGGAACGAGGAUUCUUCAAGAUGGUCCAAGAGUUUGAUGACCACGAGGCGUCCCGCGAAGGCUUGGGUUUCCGCGUCCUCGACCCUAAGACCAUCUCCAAGCACUUUGAGGAUGUUGGACUGGACCCCGAGAUCGCCAAUCACAAUGAGAUCUCCGGUCUGUCCGGUGGACAGAAGGUGAAGGUUGUGCUGGCCGGUGCGAUGUGGAACAACCCGCAUCUGCUGGUUCUGGACGAGCCGACCAAUUUCUUGGACCGUGACUCACUCGGUGGCCUAGCAGUGGCCAUUCGUGACUUCAAGGGAGGUGUGGUCAUGAUCUCUCACAACGAGGAGUUCGUGGGCGCCCUCUGUCCGGAGCAGCUGCACAUCGCCGAUGGCCGUAUUGUCAGCCGUACCAACACGGCGGUCUCUCUCGAUCGCUUCGAGGACAGCGCCAACAAUUCGCCUUCUGCCCCGGGCACUCCUGCGGCCGCCUCUGCCAACACCAGCGCUGCUGCGUCGGCCGUCAACUCCGGCGCCGAGGAUACCGGCGAGCUCAAGUUCCGCGCGAAGAAGAAGAAGAAGAUGACUCGCGCCCAGCUGAAGGACCGUGAGGUCCGCCGCCGUCUGCGGCACAUUGAGUGGCUGAACUCGCCCAAGGGCACCCCGAAGCCCGUCGACACGGACGAUGAGGCCUAA
This is a messenger RNA of Penicillium lagena, 3354 nucleotides long. Its product is annotated as putative mRNA-nucleus export ATPase (Elf1). The transcript is spliced from 3 exons. Gene Ontology annotation, molecular function: ATP hydrolysis activity; ATP binding. NCBI's taxonomy places the organism in Eukaryota, Fungi, Ascomycota, Eurotiomycetes, Eurotiales, Aspergillaceae. The record is from RefSeq and is a predicted model, not a curated record. Bases 1 to 3354 code for a protein of 1117 amino acids.